UGACCCGCCUUCAUUACGUAUGAAUGUUUCGCGGGAACAUUGAAGACGUGAAAUAACCUCAUCUGUUCAUGUGAGAAGGUUCUGGAUAUCACUCCAUCUGAGCCCGUAUUGAAGUAAAGUUUUCGUAUCCUGGUUGAACAAAUUUAACUAUGGGCAAACAAACAGUCUUUUUGGCUUUAAUUUCUUUCGUGUUGUUUCACACCGGAAAAUUUCAAACUCCGAAAUCUACUCGGCUAAUCGAAGUACCAGACGGUGAUAAUCUCACUUUUCAGUGUGAAAUCCCCCCGGGAACCAACUUGAAGGACCGCUCUCUGGUUCUGAAACGAGUCGAUGGAAACACAAGUUACACCACACGUGUCAUCUACACCCGUCGAAAUGGAAAGGAAGAUCUUGGUUCACAGCCGGAGCAAUACAGAAACCGGGUAAUCUUCAUCAGUGGAGACCUGAGGAGAGGAUUCAUGACUGUACAGAUCCGAUCAGUCCAGCAGUCUGAUAGCGGAAAGUUCAAAUGGUUUAUCCCAAAAUCACACACCGCCUGUUUUUUUGAUGUUGUUGUGACAGAGAAGCAAAACCGUACCAAUGAGAAUGACACUAGCACAACAGCAACGUUAACAGAGGAAAUGCCAGAUACAGAUCCUGCAACAGAGAACCGUCGUCAUCAUUAUGCCCUCAUUCCCAUCUUUGCUGUUUUCAUAGCUACUGUUUUCCUGAUGCUCUUCAAGAACGGGAUUUGUAAGACAUGCCAAAGGAAAACUGAAAAAACAGACUCUGAGCUGGAAACCCAAGGUAACAAAGCAAAGGAAGGAGAUGAAGAGGAACAGCUCAAGAAACCAUCAGCAGGAGGAACUGAUGGACUGAAAGGAUAAUCUCAUCAUGGCCAGAGAAAAGAAGCUUUUUUUGAAUAUCCACCAUUUGGGCCAUUCAUCUGAUCCUUCGGUCAGUUGCUCAGGUGCAACUAAAUAUUUCCUGGAAACGUAGAAAAAAAGUAAGAUUGCAGUUAACAGAUUGUUUUAUGAAUUAUUUGGAAAAUCACUUAAUAGUAGGGCUGCCACGAUCAGUCAACUAGUCACGAUUACGUCGACUAUCAGAAUCAUCGACGACUAAUUUAAUAGUCGACGCCUCAUUUGAAGCUUUGUAAGAUCCCAAAAGACGCAGGAAUAAGUAGUAGGAUUUAAGAGUGUAAUAACGGCCUGAAACAGAAGAUGGCAGCACUGCAUGUACAAGGAUGCCAGCUGCCAUUAAAGAAGCAGUGUCCGGCAUCUUAGCUGUGUCCAAAUUCAGGAACCGCAUCCUCCUGUGCCCGCAUUUGUAGGCUGAUUACGUUACAGCCACACGGCAAAGACUGUCCAAAUUCGAAGACUCCGAAAAAUGCGGCCCAGAAAUGCGUCCUUCAUUUCCCCCUUCAGAAGGAUGUGUCGGGAUGGGUCAUGGCCCAACCUAUCCCAGAAUUCAUAGCGCGGCCCUGCUCAGUUUCCAACAAUGGCAGCAGCUAGUUAGUUUUAAUAUUACUCUUAUUAUUCUUUCUGGGUCACAAAAUAAACGUUUAACAUA
Molecule: messenger RNA, 1551 nt
Organism: Oreochromis niloticus (Nile tilapia)
Lineage: Eukaryota; Metazoa; Chordata; Actinopteri; Cichliformes; Cichlidae
Exons: 5
Coding region: 150-866 (238 amino acids)
Biological process (GO): T cell receptor signaling pathway; regulation of cytokine production
Cellular component (GO): external side of plasma membrane
Molecular function (GO): signaling receptor binding
Source: RefSeq, a predicted model, not a curated record